GACUUUUCCGUAAUAUCUAAAAUGCUGCCCGUGGGCUGCUACACUGUUCCACUCUUCCGAGUCCCUUUCUGUCGUAGAUGCUUUUGUUGCCGGCCAUGGUUUGUCCAACGUAGGGCGAUGCUGCCGAUCCGCACCACAGCCAUUUCCUCAAAAUUAUUAUGUGGUGCCAGAGCAUUGUUAGUACCUGGGAAAUGGGGCUCAGGGUCAUCAACCCUGGAGUUGAAAUACAUCAGUUUUGAUGUGCCUUGUAUGAACUUAUUCUCCAGGACUGUCACUGCCAUGGCGACCCGUGGGAAUAAUAAGAAGCCGAUGACACUUUCCAGUUCCAUGACACAAUCUGAGAAGACCAUUGUUGAGGUGGAUGCUAAUGAAACCAAUGUCGAAACUGGAAUGUCAUGGAACAGUUCUAGUAACCUUAGUGCUAUGACAAUUAAUAAACUCAGAACACUCGCUAAGAGCGCUGGUCUUCCAUCAAGAGGUAGUAAGAAGGAUCUAGUGUCAGCUCUAAUGGCCCUCUCAUCCAGUGGGGAGAAUGAGGUGAAUUUUGCAGCUAGUACAGCAUCAGAUAAAGUUCUGAUUGGUAAUGAGGAACUGCAUCCUAUGACAUCUAAAAGAAAACCAAAGGUUUCAUCAACUGAAGAUAAUGCUGCUAACUUGACAACGGUUCCUGAAGCAAACAAGAGAAGUAGGGGAGAACAGCAAUCAAUUGGUGGUAUGCAAAAUGACAAAGGAAUUUUGCAUCAAACAAGCAUUGAAAUGAAUGCAAGUGAACCUUGGGCAAAACUUGCUCACAAGAAGCCACAGGCUGGGUGGAUCCCUUAUAAUCCCAAAAUUAUGAGACCCCUACACCCUACCAAUGAUAUUAAAUAUGUGAAGAUGAUUUCAUGGAAUGUCAAUGGCUUGAGAGCACUACUCAAAACAGAUGGCUGUUCUGUGCUUCAGUUGGCAGAAAAAGAGGAUUUUGAUGUUCUAUGCUUGCAAGAGACUAAAAUGAAGGAGAAUGAUGUAGAGAAAAUCAAGGAUUGUCUAGUUGAAGGCUAUAACAACAGCUUCUGGACUUGUAGUGUUUCAAAACUUGGCUAUUCUGGAACUGCGAUUAUUUCACGGAUCAAGCCAAUCUCGGUGAAGUAUGGACUUGGUAUACUAGAUCAUGAUGGUGAAGGGCGCCUAGUGACAGUGGAGUUUGAUACAUUUUAUUUGAUCUGUGCAUAUGUGCCCAAUUCUGGUGAUGGUCUGAAGAGGCUUAACUAUCGGAUUGAGGAAUGGGAUCCAUCUCUUAGCAAACACAUGAAACAACUUGAACAAUCAAAACCUGUGAUUUUGACUGGUGACCUCAAUUGUGCACAUCAAGAGAUCGACAUCUAUGAUCCUGCUGGUAAUCGCAGAAGCGCCGGUUUCACAAAGGAGGAAAGAGACUCAUUUGAAAUGAACUUUUUAUCUAGAGGAUUUGUCGAUACCUUUAGAAAACAGCAUCCAAAUGCAGUCGGCUACACUUAUUGGGGCUAUAGACAUGGUGGACGAAAGACUAACAAAGGUUGGCGGCUCGAUUAUUUCCUCGUCUCAGAAAGCAUUUCUGACAUGGCUUACGACUCAUACAUAUGCCCGGAUGUUCCAGGGAGUGACCAUUGCCCUAUAGGCUUGAUAUUGAAGCUCUAGGUUCGAAUCGCACUGAACAAUAUCCUGUUUUACUUCACUGCCUCUACAGUUUUGAAACUACAGUUUGACGACAUCUACUCGAGGUCGCGAUGACGCCUUUUGAAGCGAGCCUCAAUCGAUUGUCAUUUUGUGUACAAGGUAGAAGAUUAUGACCAUUGUGCUACGGGUUUAGUUUAAAAAGUUCCCCUCCUUGUAGCUUAUUGAUAGUUUCUAUGUUGUCUAUGGAUCGAUUAAACUUCACUUAACUAUUAUGGCUCUAUUGUGUGUGCUCGGAUAAAA
Molecule: messenger RNA, 1935 nt
Organism: Zingiber officinale
Lineage: Eukaryota; Viridiplantae; Streptophyta; Magnoliopsida; Zingiberales; Zingiberaceae
Product: DNA-(apurinic or apyrimidinic site) endonuclease, chloroplastic-like
Exons: 12
Coding region: 22-1656 (544 amino acids)
Biological process (GO): base-excision repair
Cellular component (GO): nucleus
Molecular function (GO): DNA-(apurinic or apyrimidinic site) endonuclease activity; endonuclease activity; double-stranded DNA 3'-5' DNA exonuclease activity
Source: RefSeq, a predicted model, not a curated record